AAGCAGCUGAACGUUACGAUGGGUCCCUAAAAAACACCCAUGUUUGGUUGCACAAAAGAGUCUGGAAACGCAGCGAUGGGUUGCUUAAAAUCACUGAGAACUGGUGGCACAAAAGGCAACUGUUGCCACUGAAAUAGCGGCAACAGUUGGCUAAAUAACCCCUAUGUUUGGUGGUCCAAAAGUGGCUGGAAACACGGUGAUGGGUCACUAAAAACCACUGAAGCUUAGUGGCACAAAAGCCAAUGAGAAAGCAGCAAUGGUCAACUAAAAAGCACCAACAUUUGGUGGCACAAAAGUGGCUGGAAACAUGGCAAUGGGUUGCUGAAAACCACUGACUGUUGGUGGCACAAAGGUCACUGAAAAAGCUGCAAUGUUUAGCACAGCAGUCGUUGGACACGUGGCCACAGGUUGCUGAACACCAACCGGUGUUGCUGUCUGUCACUGUCACGGUCUUGACAGUAAAACGCCAUCCACCAUCCACCUCCUGGGGACAAAGUCAGCUCAUACUCUACGUCACUUUAGCCAUAUGAUUUGUAUUAAACUGCCCACAGUGCCAAGAUGUUCUUCAGGUGACUGAGUUGACCUGGUCACAACAAACAAGACAGAAUUUUUUGCAUGAUUAUUUUUCGCAGGAUGUUUUGAGCUGACCUACUUUCUUUGCGUUCGUUCGCCCAUACUUCAGAACUAACACAUCUUUUUUUUCUGUUUACUGCUGAGAGCAAAACCACAGAGACAGUGAGCUCAGCCCUGCUCAGGGAGACAAGGGUUUAACCGCUGUGAGAGAGACACGUCUUCAUCACUACAUGGUACCAUGGGACACGCACCUCUUCUGUGGCUGCUCGUCCUGACCUCACUGCUGAUCUGCACAACUACCCAAGCCUCUCUGACUGUGAGUCCCAGCAGCUCUCAGCUGUUUAAAGAUGAGUCUGUCUCUCUGAGCUGUGAGGAGGACGACAGCUCUGCUGGAUGGACUCUGAGGAGGAACACAAGUGAUGAAACCAGAGCAGAGUGUCACGACUGGGGAGAACCUGCUGGUUCUGUCUGUAACAUCAGCUACACAACCAUGCUGGACAGUGGAGUUUACUGGUGUGAGUCCAGAGAGGGAGCAACCAGUAAGAGCAUCAACAUCAAUGUCACUGGUGGAUCAGUGAUCCUGCAGAGUCCUGUCCUCCCUGUGAUGGAGGGACAUGAUGUCACUCUGCACUGUAAAACAAAGACGUCCUCCAACCUCUCAGCUGCUUUCUAUAAAGAUGGCUCCUUCAUCAGGACUGAGCCUGCAGGUCACAUGACCAUCCGCCAUGUAAACAGGUCUGAUGAAGGCCUCUACAAGUGUGACAUCACAGGUCAUGGAGAGUCUCCACCCAGCUGGCUCACUGUCACAGGAAGACCCACCACUACACCUUCUCCCACAGCCACCCCUACCCCAUCUGGUCCCCCUCUUCCUAAGCCCAUCCUGUGGGCUGUGGUUUCAUCUGUCUGUGUGCUAGUGUUGCUGGUGUUGCUGGUUCUACUGGUGAUACGAUGCAUCCACAGGAAACAUAAAGCCACUGAAGUUGGAGAUGAUGACAUCAGAGAUGACAUCACAUACAGUGAUGUCAAAAUAUCACGUAACCUGCAACAGCCAAUCAGAGGGAGCAGAGAGAGCGAUCCAGCUGCCGUCUACUCAGCAGUGAGAGGAACAGCUGACGUCAGCUACGGACCAAUAGUCUUCAAAGACAUCAAAUCAAACAGGAAGAGAGAGAGGGAACCAGCUGCAGUUUACUCAGCAGUGAGAAGAAAAGAAGACGUCAGUUAUGGACAAAUAGAGAUCAGUCCGAACAGGAGGAGAGAGCCUCCAGCAGAGCCACAGGUCGUCUACUCUUCACUGAGGUAGACCUUCACACCUUCACACCAGUCCAACCAGUGAAGUCCAGCUGGCCUGUCACUGGUCCCCACAGCCCCUCACACCUCAGGACAUUCAUGGGCUUUAUUUCUUAUUUCUAUAUGUGAAAGUUAAAUGAGACUGGUGCAGCUACAGAGAGACAAACAGCUUCACUUUACACAUUAUUGUUUUACUUUUCUUUGGAUAAAUAACUUGUUAAAUACUUAUUUGUUUAGGUGGUAGUGUUUCAGUCGGGUGAAGAACACCGACAUGUUUCUACUGAACAGAAGCUGCUGAUAAUAAUGAACUUUACUGCUCUAAUAUUGAUAUCAAGUGGUGUCUCUGCAGGAUCAAUAAACUCCUCCUUGUGUGCUUCAGUGGGUUUCACUAAGCUGACACAUGGAACAUUUGA
Molecule: messenger RNA, 2273 nt
Organism: Epinephelus moara (kelp grouper)
Lineage: Eukaryota; Metazoa; Chordata; Actinopteri; Perciformes; Serranidae
Product: low affinity immunoglobulin gamma Fc region receptor II-like
Exons: 9
Coding region: 812-1873 (353 amino acids)
Biological process (GO): cell surface receptor signaling pathway
Molecular function (GO): transmembrane signaling receptor activity
Source: RefSeq, a predicted model, not a curated record